GCAGCAAGAGCGGAGUGAGGUUUGCAGAAAUCUGCAUCCACACACGUGUGUUACUGAAAGUGACAUCUGCCCAGGGCCGCCAAACAUCACAGGAAAAUGCUCGUGCCCUGGUUGCUGCUGAUAUUCGCUGCCUUUGGGUAUGCCUUCUCGAGCCAAGCGCCAACGAGUCCUUCCUGCCCAGCUCUGUGCCACUGUGAGGAGGAUGGCAUUCUGCUGUGGGUCGAUUGCUCAGAACUGGGGUUUGCAGCAUUGCCGGAAGACUUAAGCCCGUUGACGUCCUACCUUGACUUGAGCAUGAACAAUAUUAAUGAGCUACAGCCGAACGCUUUUGGAGAUCUCCACUUCUUGGAAGAACUUCGGCUGUCUGGAAAUCACCUUGCACAGAUCCCUAUGCAUGCUUUUGCUGGCCUCUACAAUCUGAAAGUCCUAAUGCUACAAAAUAAUCAAUUGAAGGAUCUCCCAGGUGAAGCAUUAUGGGAUCUUCCGAACCUCCAAUCACUACGUCUGGAUGCAAAUCUGAUUUCAGACAUUCCUCAGAACAGUUUUGAAGGGUUGCAGUCCCUACGCCACCUUUGGCUUGAUGAUAAUGUGCUGACUCAAAUUCCUGCUCGAGCUCUCAACAACCUGCCAUCACUCCAGGCAAUGACACUAGCUCUCAACAAAAUAGCACAUAUCCCUGACUACGCAUUUGUCAACCUAUCCAGCCUGGUGGUGCUGCAUCUCCACAACAACAAUAUUCAGUCUCUUGGAAGGAAUUGCUUUGAUGGACUCCACAGCUUGGAAACACUAGAUUUGAAUUAUAAUGACCUGGUUGAAUUUCCUGUAGCUAUCAGAACUCUUAGCAAGCUUCAAGAACUGGGCUUCCAUAAUAAUAAUAUCAAAGCAAUCCCAGAAAAGGCUUUUGUUGGAAAUCCCUUGCUUCAAACAAUUCAUUUUUAUGAUAAUCCAAUCCAGUUUGUGGGGAAAUCAGCCUUUCAGUAUCUGCCAAAGCUUCACACCUUGUCACUAAAUGGAGCAACUGAAAUAAAGGAAUUCCCGGACCUUAAAGGAACAACUAGCCUGGAAAUACUGACCCUAACUCGAGCUGGAAUAACCUCACUUCCCAGGGGUCUCUGCCAACAGCUUCCAAACCUACGAGUACUGGAAUUAUCAUACAAUCAAAUUCAUAUAUUACCAAGUUUCCACAACUGCCAGAAGCUUGAAGAAAUUGGCCUACAGCACAAUAGAAUCACUGAAAUCAGAGCUGACACGUUUCAACAGCUAAUGGCUCUGCGAUCUCUCGACCUUAGUUGGAAUAAAAUAGCAUUUAUUCAUCUUGAUGCCUUUGCCUCAUUACGUUCUUUAACAAAGUUAGACCUGACCUUCAACCAACUUUCUUCCCUCCCUUUGAAUGGUCUAAGUGGAUUGACACAUCUAAAGCUGAAAGGAAAUCUGGCACUAUCGGAGUCCUAUUCUGAAGAGAACUUUCCCAAGCUAAGAGUGUUAGAAAUGCCAUAUGCUUAUCAGUGCUGUGCAUAUGGAUCCUGCAAAAAUAAUUACAAACAGUCUAACCUGUGGGAUGCAGAGGCUACUCUCAGUGAUGAUGAGGAUGUCCAGAAAAGAGCCAUGGGUGUAUUUCCUGUCCCACCAGACAGCAACUUCUACUUAGAUAUGGAUGACUUCCAGUUAGAUGUGGAAGAUCCCAAACUGCAUCCCAGUAUUCAGUGCACACCUGCCCCAGGUCCAUUUAAUCCAUGUGAAUAUCUCUUUGAAAGCUGGAUAAUACGCCUUGGAGUUUGGGGAAUAGUUCUUAUCUCUUUGAUAUGCAAUGGACUAGUCAUCGCAACUAUAUUUGCAUCACCCAGCUAUUUAUCUCCAGUGAAGUUUGUGAUUGGUCUGAUAGCAGGAGCCAAUAUGCUGACAGGGUUGUACAGUGGCACCUUAGCAAUUGUUGAUGCAAUGACUUUUGGGCAAUUUGCAAAGCAUGGUGCAAAAUGGGAAACCGGCUUAGGCUGCAGAAUCACUGGAUUUGUAUCCGUAUUUGCCUCAGAAGCAUCCAUCCUGUUCCUGACUCUUGCUGCCGUCCAGUGCAGUAUUUCUGUGUCUUGUGUCCGAGCAUAUGGGAAAUCACCAUCUUUCAGUAGUGUGAAAAUUGCUGCUUUUUGCUGCAUGGUACUAUCAUUCAGUGCAGCCGCACUGCCUCUGUGCUCAGUUGGAGAAUUUGGGACUUCACCUCUGUGCCUCCCCUCGCCUAUCCCUGAUGGAAAACCUUCCACUCUAGGUUUCAUGGUGGCUCUAAUCAUGAUGAAUAUCCUUUGCUUCCUUGUUAUAACUGGGACAUACACCAAACUUUACUGUGACCUAAUGAAAGGAGAAUUUGACAGCAUCUGGGAUUGCGCCAUGAUUAAGCAUGUAGCUUGGCUGAUCUUCACCAACUGUAUCCUAUAUUGUCCCGUGGCCUUUCUUACAUUUUCUUCCCUGCUCAAUCUUUUCUUAAUCAGUCCAGAAGUAAUUAAAUCAAUCCUACUGUUGGUCCUCCCACUGCCUGCUUGUCUAAACCCCUUGCUUUAUCUGUUAUUCAACCCACAUUUCAAAGAGGAUCUUCGCAUGCUCCGUGAGUAUAAAUGGCAGAAAAGGUGCCAAUCAAAACAAGGCAGCAUAGAUUCCCUCACUUCAGAAGACAUAGACAAACAGUCAUGUGAUUCCACCCUAGCUUUGAUGACCUUUGCAGAUAAUGAAAUCAUUCAUGAUUCGGCUGAUGGCCUUGGAGUUCUGUCAAGUCAUCGUCAGAUGAUAGAGGCCUAUCCAUUUCCUCCUGUAACUCUAAUUCCAUGCCAACAGAGGAAAGGUAAUGGCAAGGGAGAGAGCUACUCAACACGACAAUCCUGCCUCACUGAUGAGGAGCUCUUGAUUACUUCAGAGAACACAGAGCAAGCUCAUAACAACCUUCAGAUCAGCUUUUAUCCAACCAAAGGACCUUCCUUCACAUCUCAUGUAUAAAUAUCUGAACUAAGUAAUCCCAAGAGAGGCACAAUCCCCUGGGAAUUACGUAAUGAUGAGAAGAACCGGAUGAGGUAACACCGGACAGCUAAACGGGAGUACAAUAUUGGGAACAACUAUGAGUAGCUGUUCACUCAGUCAGCAAAGAGGACUGCCAUAAAUUUAAGUAAAGUAAUGGAUGGCCAGGGGUAAGUUACAGAUAUGAACUGGUCUUCAGCUGGUUUUUGGCUAGUGUGUGAAUAGCUAAGCUACAGUGCACAUAUGAGCCCAGAACCAAUGAACCACUUAUUUUAUAGGCUUAUAAAAGUCACUGUACAAUGUUAAGAAAUAGUGUCUUUCACAGUGUUGAUUUCAUUAAAGGGAAAAUCCAUUAGCACUUGAAUCAUGGGACUCCUAAUGAUCCAAUGUAAAUGUUUUCAACACAGCAUACAUGGAUGAAAUUUGUUGGCAGCUUGCUGAGUUAUAUGACAACAUAAUGCCAUAUAUACUCUUCAUUAUAUUUUUACAAUAUUAAGUCUUAUGGUAGCUUUGACAAAUUGCUCCAGCAAAGGGGGAAUAGUUGAAUUGUUCAUCUCACAUAUUAUCAUAUUCAGAUAGGAAAACAUGAGUACAUGAUGGCUUUAAAAUGCUGAUUUUUUUUAUAUUUUGAUAUCUUGGUAGAAGUGAAUGUUAAAUGAACAAUAGAAAUAUAUUUAUUACAAUAGAUACUUUCUGCAUAGAAACACUAUAAAUCCUACAUUUCUGUACAAUUGGACAGCAAAACAGAUGAUGUAUAGUAAAACUACCUCUUACUAGUACACUAUAUAUCCCUUUACUGAUAAAAAAUGUUACUUUUUAUAAGAACUGUUUAAACUGCUUAGUUGUAAAAAUAUAGAAAGUUAUUUGGAUGUACAUAUUAUAUGUACUGUACUCUGUUUUUAAGAGGCUAAACUUAGCAAAUUUAUGUCAAAGUAAAUCAUUCUUUUCAUA
Carcharodon carcharias (great white shark) is the source of this 3948-nucleotide messenger RNA. RefSeq names its product leucine-rich repeat-containing G-protein coupled receptor 6 (gene lgr6). Gene Ontology annotation, molecular function: G protein-coupled receptor activity; protein binding; protein-hormone receptor activity. The record is from RefSeq and is a predicted model, not a curated record. The transcript is spliced from 18 exons. Gene Ontology annotation, cellular component: membrane. Gene Ontology annotation, biological process: G protein-coupled receptor signaling pathway. The coding region runs from base 97 to 2979 and encodes 960 amino acids. Lineage: Eukaryota; Metazoa; Chordata; Chondrichthyes; Lamniformes; Lamnidae.